GGGCACAACCCAGCUCCGGAGGUGGGGCCUAGUGAAGUGCUCCUGCCAAUCCAGUCAAAGCCUUGAGGGGCGUGGUCCACAUGGGGGCGGGGCCCGUCGGUUCCGGGCCGCCCGGGGGCGUGGUUGGCCUGGACCGCGGCGGGGGCCAUGUCCGCGCCGUCCGCGCUGCAGAUUCGCGAGGCGAACGUACACCUGGCUGCGGUUCACCGGCGCGCGGCGGAGCUGGAGGCGCGGCUGGACGCCGCGGAGCGCACCGUGAGCGCCCAGGCAGAGCGUCUGGCCCUCCAAGACCAGCAGUUGCGCGCCGCCCUGGACGAGCUGAGCCAAGCCAAAGACCGGUGAGGCCAGGGGCCGGCCAGGUGACUUUCCCGAGGAGGUGGGCGGAGGCGGAGCCGAGCUUGGACUGGGAAGAAGGUGAGAUUGCCGCUCUCCAGGAGCAGCUGCUGACCUCCGAGGCCACUGUCCACAGCCUGCAGGCCGCCGUGCGCCAGAGGGAUGAACUCAUUCGGCAGUUGCAGCCCCGGGCCAAGCUGCUGCAGGACGUUUGUAGCCGGCGGCCGCCCUUGGUCGCACUGCUGGCUGACCUGGCUGAGGCCGAGCGUCUGGGCCCCUUGCCAGCCGGCAACCCAGGCCAUCUGCUCCCUGGUGGUCCGGGUCCCCCGCUUGCCAAUAGCACUGAUGAGAAGGCGGACCAGGACCAGCUCCAGGCUACGAUGUUCGGGACCACAGUGUGAGCCUCAGUGCAGAUUCCAGUGAAUGCAGAAAGCCCUGUUGGGGAUUGCCACUGCUGUGGGCAUCCUCAGGGACUGCCAGUAUCAAGGGGACCUGAGGCAGAGCCAUAACCCUUUCCAAGGAUCAGAACAAACUAAAAAGGCCAUGUUUCCAAUUGGGUGUACAGGUCAAAUGCAGAUGUUUAAUCUGACAAGUUAAAACAACAAAACUUGGAAUCUUACCAUUGUUGAAAAACUGCCAGUGCUCUCGUGAAAAGCUGGAUAUCUGUCUUCAGACCUGACCAGCCUGGUCUGGUGCUGAGUCCAGGGUGCUCUUUUAACCAGGGUGAGCUCCAGUUGGUACCCUCACCUCUUAGGCUGUUGAUCUGGCCCUGGAAGCAUCUGAGUUUGAGACCUCUGUCUGGUGGAGACAGAUGGCAUCAAGUUCCACAAGAUUUAUAUUCCUCCCAUUUUCCCCUUUGCCCUAGUGUUUGUUCUUCCUGAAUAUCCCCCAUGCCAGGGCUUAAGGUGUUUCUUAGCUUCUUAUCUCGGACCAGAGCCAGGGGCUGCGAGCCUCAUGCCACUCCACAUCGAUGGUGUGAAGAACAUUUCUAAUCCUAGAUCUCUGUCCUUCUGUCCACCUUUACUCCCGAAGAAAAAGCAGGCAGGGAGAUGAGCCGAGCGGCCUUCUUCAGGGCUGUGCCUUGGACCUGUGACGGGCUCUUCCCCCUGCCAGGAACCCUUCCCCCAGACGGGCACGAUCGGCUCCUGUCACUCAGGUCUUUGCUCGAAUGUCACCUCCACGAGGCCUCCUCCCACCCACCCUGAUCCCACAUUCCCUUCCUGAUGGAGCUUCCUGCUAUCUCACCGGCAGGCAGAAUGUCAGCUCCUUGACAGCAGGGCUCGGGGCUCUUGUUCUGUUUGUCACUAGUGCCCCUGCAGGGACAGCGGUGGUCCUGUGAGCCCUGAAGGGAGCCCCUCCCCUGGACCAGCCAGGCUUUGGUGGAGCAGUCAUCUCCUUCCUACCCACUAGCAGCACGAUUUUCUAACUCCGUGUUUUCUCCACUGUGCUCGCUGCCCAAGGCAUCCAAGGCACUUUACUCUUCGUCUGACUGGGGAGAGGAGGGCUGCCUUUCCUGGCUCCACACUCGGAGUUGUCAUGCCAGCAAGUGCUGAGGAAUGGUCUGUUUCAGCUGGAAAGGUCGGUGGCCAUUCACAGCCCUGGGGAUGCUGCCGCCUUCCUGCCUGCAUCCAACAGUGACCCUCAGUGCAGUGACAAUGGCCCCAUUUUCCCCUCUGGAUGAACAAGGGAGCUGCUGUUUGUACAAAGGGAAGGCAGGCUGCGGCCUGUCUGUGCUCAAGAAUAAACCGUCUGCUUUCUUCGCUGGUCCUUUGUCCUCU
This is a messenger RNA of Sciurus carolinensis (gray squirrel), 2111 nucleotides long. RefSeq names its product vimentin type intermediate filament associated coiled-coil protein (gene Vmac). NCBI's taxonomy places the organism in Eukaryota, Metazoa, Chordata, Mammalia, Rodentia, Sciuridae. Bases 81 to 734 code for a protein of 217 amino acids. The record is from RefSeq and is a predicted model, not a curated record. The transcript has 2 exons.